AUGGAUCAGUUUCUCCUUCAGCGGCGGAAUGUCGUAAUUAUUCUUUUGUUAUGUUUCUUCGCAACGCCUCAUCAUUGUUUCGUGAGUAAUUCACAAGACAAAGUUCAUGGAGCAUGUAACUCCAUUCGCUGCUCCGAAGAUACCGAAUGCUUGGAACAUAAAGGGGAAGCAAGCUGCUACAAUACAACAUGUCCCGUGGACGAGGUUUUUCUACUGUGCUCCUCUGGGUGUGAACCGACUUGUGAGUCAACAACUGAAACUUGCAAGAAUUCCUGUGGUCCACCUUCGUGCCAAUGUCGACCUGGUUUCGUGCGCAAAAACGGGAAAUGCAUUAACAGGAAAAAGUGCCCGAAAACACCUACGAAAUCGGAGACACCGAGUUUGCUGAGGGAAACCUCCCUAAGCCGUCUGACUGCGUUUCGUUGCAUUGCUCUCCAGGACAUCACUGUGAAACAGUUUCUAGACAACCGCAGUGUUUGCCUGACACUGGAAAUUGCGAAGUGGGAUAUAAUGGAUCUUGUUGUUUUAGCUCUGAACCCUACUUGUGCUAUGGUUGAUAUUGAUUGUCUUCCCGGAUACCAUUGUGAAGACACGAGCACAGGAAUGAAAUGUGCACCGGACCGAGCCCCUUCUCAAGAAAGUAAAUCAUCGUGCGCUUUACUCGAGUGUCCAGAAGGAGAAUAUUGUGAAGUUCUCGAUGAGGGACCACGAUGUGUUGUCUUGUCAGAGCUCUGUGCAGCAGUAGUCUGCGCUACUGGUCAGUGUGUUGAAUUCAGUGGCAACUUUGGAUGCUUUAAUACAACUUGUGGUUUGCACGAGGAAUUCAAGAAGUGCGCAAAUUGUGAGCCGACUUGCGAACGGAAGCAAAAACCAUGUGCGAACGAGUGCCUCACUCCAGCAUGUCAAUGCGUGCAAGGCUAUGUCAGACAUCGUGGAAGGUGCAUAAAAAGCGAGAAUUGCGAGAAGUUUGCGGAUUAUGGGAAAUUUUCGAAGCGAUUUUUCCCAAACACCUGA
Molecule: messenger RNA, 1014 nt
Organism: Necator americanus (New World hookworm)
Lineage: Eukaryota; Metazoa; Nematoda; Chromadorea; Rhabditida; Ancylostomatidae
Exons: 11
Coding region: 1-1014 (337 amino acids)
Source: RefSeq, a predicted model, not a curated record